AUGGAAGCGUCCUCCUCAUCCGAGUCCUCGGACUGGGUCCAUGCUGAAGCAACAACAUCCCAAGAAUGGACCACCGGCCCCGAAUACCCAGAUAAUACCACGGAUCGCAAUCAAGCACAUCCCUCCACCGAAGCAGAACCAGACUACUCGGCUCUAUUAUCCUACCCCGAAGAAACGGAUUACUAUGCCCUCCUGGGGUUAUCCCGGACACCGCCGCCUAGCGACGCGGAGAUCCGCUCCGCGUACAAGAAUCUGACGCUGAGCUUCCACCCGGACAAACAGCCCGGUGAGUGGCAGGAGAUCGCGAGACGGCAUUUCGAGCGCAUCCGCGAGGCGUACGAUACGCUGAUUGAUCAUCGAAAGAGGACCGUGUAUGAUCUCCUGGGGGCGGAGGGCGUCCGGGCGGAAUGGGGACCCGGUGGGAGUAUGGGAAGGGGCGGGGAGGCGGAGCGGGAACGCAGGGUGGGUGUCAGGGCUAGGACGCCUGAGGAGUUCCGGAGGUGGUUUUUGGAGGCUAUGAAGCGGAGGGAGAGGAAGGCCAUUAAUUCUAUGGAUGAGGGUGAGGUUUAUAUCAAUGUGCCUUCGGCUAGGCCGUCCAGGUUCAAUGUGGGGUAUGCUUUCAAGGCGCCUUUGCCCACGCCGAAGAAGCUACUGGGGAAGUUGGAGAGGGAUGAGCCUGUGGAGGAUGGUGCUGAGCAGCAGGAGGCUGAGGCUGAGGGUGAUGAGCCGGAGAUGGUCAUCAAUGCUGGGAUUUCGGGUGAGAUGCGGCACCUGGCCCAGAAACUUACGGUUGAGCUUAAUGAUGGAACUACGGAAACACGUAAGGUUCCCUUGCCACCAAUUAUAGCCUCGCAGGAGAUCACGCUUGGGGCCUCUGUCAAUCAUGUGUUUGGCGACGUUGCAAGCCAGAAGGGCAUCCUUAGCAAGCGGCCUUUCUCGUUCCUCAGAUAUUCUGCUGUCUCAGUUGGCGCCAUGGUCUUGCCUGUUCCGUCAAUGCAGGCGAACAUGACGAAAGCUUUUACGCCCGUUGCCGGGGCGAAACCUUUUAACGUCAACUUUAGCAGUUCGUUCUAUAAGUCGCCUGUGAAGUGCCCGCCUGCAAUGGCUGUUCAGGUCAUGAAAGAGGUGGGUGACAGGAAACACGCCUACUGUAGAUGGCAAAGUGGUACUAUCAGCUGGCCAGGCGCUGUAGAACGCUUGCUUAGCCCUUUUCUUGACAUUGGUCUGGACGUCGACUCUGCAUUCACCAUUCCCAAACAGAUUAGCCAGUUCCAGGUUGGCUUGCUAUCUCUCCCAAAAUCUCAGAAGCAGGCUGCUUUUAUGGAUGACUAUGACGAAGAGCCAGAGGGCGAGGAAGAGGAGAGCGAAUACCAGCAGCUUCGGUCCAAGCAGCGCGCAGAAGACAAGGUGGGCGAAGCUUGGCAGUUAGGCUUCUCUGUUUCUCCUGAAGCAAGUGGCUUACAACUGAGCUAUGCACGCAAUCUCUUUUCUGGAACGGCCGCCAAUGACCCUAUGCGCUCCGAAUGGAGUUCCGAGGGCCAUUAUGCUUUGCCACCAGCAAAUGAACCACGCUCUGUGCGGGUUGAAGUGGCCAGUACUAUCAACAUGGAUUUGUCACUUUCGUGGAAGAUUGAAGGGUCGAGGCAGGUUGGAGAACUGACUCGCAUGGGACUCGGUGUUGGAAUUGAAGGCCCCCAUGGCCUUGUCAUGACGGUCUCGUGGAAUAGACUUGGCCAAAAGAUCAAACUUCCUAUCGCUGUCUGUCCCGUUAACAUGGUUAAUGCGGACGCUGCCGCCCUUGCUGUGAUAUUCCCAUGGCUGGCAUACUGCGCGUGGGAAUUUGGGUUCAUUCGGCCACGAGAAAGGAAGAACCGUCGACGUGUAAUAGCGCGACGACAGAAGGAGCUGAAGAAAUUGGUACCAAUAAAGAGAGCGGAAAGCCUGCAAGCGACUGAACUUAUGACUGAGCAGAUACGGCGGAAGCAAGCGAAGGAGGAAAGACAGAACGGUCUAGUCAUUACUAAGGCCGAGUAUGGCCAUCAUCCUUCAAAGAAGAAGGGCAGCAGCAUUGAUACAGAAUAUGAGGUGGUGGAUGUUACUAUCCCUGUGGCUGGUUUGGUUGACCGUAGCCAGCUGGUGAUUCCCAAAACCAUGGUCAAGACUUAUUAUUCUGUGUUCUUGGAGUAUGAAUAG
Molecule: messenger RNA, 2193 nt
Organism: Aspergillus pseudotamarii
Lineage: Eukaryota; Fungi; Ascomycota; Eurotiomycetes; Eurotiales; Aspergillaceae
Product: J domain-containing protein
Exons: 4
Coding region: 1-2193 (730 amino acids)
Biological process (GO): cristae formation
Source: RefSeq, a predicted model, not a curated record